Messenger RNA from Labeo rohita (rohu), 2157 nucleotides. It is a transcript of the gene spra, whose product is annotated as sepiapterin reductase a. Gene Ontology annotation, molecular function: sepiapterin reductase (NADP+) activity. Gene Ontology annotation, biological process: tetrahydrobiopterin biosynthetic process. The transcript has 3 exons. The coding region runs from base 56 to 877 and encodes 273 amino acids. Lineage: Eukaryota; Metazoa; Chordata; Actinopteri; Cypriniformes; Cyprinidae. The record is from RefSeq and is a predicted model, not a curated record.
GUGUUUUGUCUUCGCCUGUCUUCCGGGGGUGUAACGAAUCGAUAUCCUCGCACACAUGGCAGAGAAUCAAAGCAUUACGCGUCCGGGAGAGAUGAGCGCUGUUUCGGGUUUCGGUAAAACGCUGGCCAUCAUCACCGGAGCGUCGAAAGGCUUCGGCCGGGCUCUGGCUCUGUCCAUUGCGCCUCGUCUGGCAGCGGGCUCGGCUCUGAUCCUUGCGGCCCGAUCGGAUGACAAACUGCAGGAGCUGAAGGCUGAGCUGUCCCGUAGUGAGUCCGGGCUGACGGUCCGCUGUGUUGCGGCUGAUUUACGGUGUCAAGCGGGUGUAGACAGAGUAAUUACCGAGAUCAGAGACAUCGAUCCGGACAUCGAUCAUCUGCUACUUUUCAAUAAUGCAGCUUCACUCGGGGAUGUGUCACGGUACUGUCGUGAUUUCACGAAUGUGGAUGAGGUGAACUUGUACCUGUCGCUGAACGUGAGCUCUGCACUCUGUCUGACCGCGGGAGUUCUGCGCACUGUCCCUCGGCGUGCCAGCCUGAGACGCGUCAUUGUCAAUGUCAGCUCAUUGUGCGCACUCCAGCCCUUCCCAUCCUGGGUUCUGUACUGCAGCGGGAAAGCGGCCCGGGACAUGAUGUUCCGCGUGCUGGCGGAGGAAGAACCGGAUCUCAGAGUCCUGAACUACGCUCCAGGGCCUCUGGACACGGACAUGCAGCUGCAGGCAAGGAGCAGCUCAGCAGACGACGCUCUGAGGAACUCGUUCAGCGUCAUGCACACUCAGGGUCAGCUGCUAACCUGUGAUCAGUCCAUAAGCAAACUCAUGAAGGUACUGGUGGAGGACAAAUAUCCCUCUGGAGCACAUCUGGACUUCUAUGAUUUAUAGAGUUUGUGCCUUAAACAACCACUCAUUCUGUCGUGUUCAUCCCAGAGCGUUACAUUAAUGAUUGAUUGAGAGCAGACGCUAUGUAAUAGGGCCGCACGAUUAUGACAAAAAACAUAAUUGUCUAUUAUUACCUUGAAAUUGUAAUUGUGAUUAUUAAUUACGAUUAUCACAAUUAACAUUAAAUGAUGUUUUGAAUAGCUUUAUACCAGGGGUAGCGAACUCCGGUCCUGGAGAGCCACAGCUCUGCAGAGUUCAGCUCCAACCCUAAUUAAAACUCACCUGCCUGUUGCUUUCUAGUAACCCUUCAGACCUUGAAUAGCUUGUUCAGGUGCGUUUGAUUAGGGUUGAAGCAAAACUAUGCAGGGCUACGGCUCUCCAGGACCGACGUUCGCCACCCCUGCUUCAUUGUUUGAAGCACUGCAUGCCACAUUUUUAUAUAUAGUUAUAGUUAUGUAUAGUAAAAAAAAAAAUAAACCAAUGGAAAAAAAAAAAACUUAAGAUAACCUGUAGAAAAAAAACACCCCACCCCAUCUUAAGCAAGCAGAAUAAUUAUUUUUAUGAUUGUGCCUUUGAAUGAUUAUGUAAAUGUGGCAUCUGUAAUUGUAAUCACGAUUAGAAAUUUGCUUAAUUGUGCAGCCCUACUAUGUAAUGAACCUCUGUGAUGAACCAAUAAAUCUAAUUUACGGGUCAUUAGUGAUAUGCAGUUUCUGUUUGAUAUGUUCUUGUGUUAUCACAAUACUGGAAUAUCUAACCUUGAUAUGAUACCUUGAAAAAUAUCAAUAAGCACCACUGGUAUUGGUGUAUUGAAACAGUUUUAAAAGUUUUAGUAAUGUUAUGUAGAGUGAUGGGCCUCUGAAUAGUGCCUUGAUUUAUUUGAGGUGUUUCAUGAGGAUUUUACUUUUAAAUUACUAUGUAUUUCUGGACCAAAAAAGCUCUGUCUGUUUCCAUUUGCCAAAUGUUUCUUCAUUAUGUGUUCGAACUCUUGUUUACUGAUGAUAUCCUUCUAGCUGCUGCUGUUUGUCAUGUCAUAAAUACACUAAAGAGUUUGGUUAAAAUGUAUUACUUGUGUUAUCCAAGUCCAGACCACGUGAUGUCUUUUAUUCUGAAAUGUAAACUUAAUGUCUUUAAUUACUAACCAUAUUUCAACUUUAUAUAACUUGUAUAAUAAAUAUUAUAUAAGAAAUAUAUAAUAUAUAUAAUGCAGAUUCUGUAUUUCAGUCACUUGACUUUUACCAGUAACGCUGUCGUCACUGGAAUAAAUGCUGUGCGUUCCUGCAGUG